Musca vetustissima is the source of this 1257-nucleotide messenger RNA. Its product is annotated as inactive ubiquitin carboxyl-terminal hydrolase MINDY-4B. The transcript is spliced from 8 exons. Bases 28 to 1257 code for a protein of 409 amino acids. Gene Ontology annotation, biological process: protein K48-linked deubiquitination. The record is from RefSeq and is a predicted model, not a curated record. NCBI's taxonomy places the organism in Eukaryota, Metazoa, Arthropoda, Insecta, Diptera, Muscidae. Gene Ontology annotation, molecular function: cysteine-type deubiquitinase activity; K48-linked deubiquitinase activity.
ACAAUUUUUGGAAAUUUCCACGGCAGCAUGGCAAAUCAAUUUAAGGCUCAAGGUGCUGAGGCCAUAACACCUGAAUUGGCAAUGGAAUUAAGGCAAUUGGUAUUUGGCACCUCUGCCAUACCCAUGCGGGCCGAAUGGACCCAGACCCCAUUUACUUUUGGUUCACCCAAGGAGGAAUAUGCCUAUGGUUUGAGAAGUCCACGUAAUGCCACAAGAGGAUUAUUGUCCGUUGUGCAGGGAUUUGUGGUGAAAAAUCUGCUAUUCGGACGGAAGACUACAAGGGCAGCAGCCAUGGCAGACCCCUUAUCCCCCACAUCUGAUAUGCAAAGAGAUGCCCUGGUCUCAGCCCUAAUAGAAAUUUUAAGAAUUAUUGCCGAUAAAGACAAGGUCGUAAUGGUAUUACCCUCUCCCGAUGAUGAGUGUUUUGUGGACCACAGUGCAUUGUAUUUUCGUGAUGGCGUAACGGAAAAGCUUUAUAUUUUCACUUUAAAUCAAAAUGAGGAAUUGGAAUUUUUCAUUAAACGGAAUUAUAAAAUUUUUACCGAGGAAGCCUCACCUGGAACCCUACUCUUCUUGUACAGUGCCGUUUUGACACGCACAAUGGGAAGAGUUCGCAGCGAUUUGGAUUCCACCAAGACUGUCCCGCUAACCAUGAGCAACAAUGAGGAGGGCUCAUUGAUGAUUGUGACCCUGCUGCUGACUGGUAGAGCCACGCCAUAUAUACACAAUGGGGUGGUUAAUGUGGGCGAUGAAAAUAGUUAUGCCGUUCCCCAAUAUGGAGUCCUUAAUCGCUGUGCCAUUGGUCUCAUGCUCUGGGAGGGUGAAAGUGGUCAAAGCAACUUGGUGGCCCGCCAGCCAGGUUCCCGUCUCAAAACACCCAAUUACCCCAUUUGGAUAACCCUCUGCGCCGGGCACUUUGGUGUUAUGUUUAAUCGUAACCCCGAUCUCUUGCGAAAUUAUCAUGCCGAAUCACGUUUCGAUCUCUACUACUACAGCUGUUCGGGUCGUGAAAUUCUUAUGACAAUCGAUAAUCGUUCAUACAAUGAUCAGGCAACGGGUAUGCUCGAACGGCAAAUGUCCACAACAGAAACAACAUCUCUCUCGGGUAAACCCAAAGAUGAUAAAGAUGAAAUUAAGGAAGAACUGGCCGUAAAUACUCCGCUGCAAAAAUUAAUACACACCAAAUGGGAAGAGGCUCAGGUGCGUUUCCAUGCCCAGCCAACGACAUUGAGUUAUUUGUUUAGCACACAACAGUAG